AAUGAAGCCUAUAAUCUUUGCAACAGCCCCGGGCAUGCGGGUUUCAUUGAUGAACCUUGAUCUCUUCUGUGAAAUUCCUGCAGGGCUGAAGAAGCUGCCUCUGGUUCCUGGUUUAGUUGCUAGAAAGAAAAAGAGGAUUCCCUUGAGUUAAGUGUCUUAACUGCUACUUUCCACUAGCUAAAAUCACCAAUGCAUUGGCAAGAACGUUGAUAAUUUGAGGCUUUGGAACUGAACCCCAUCAGUUUCAGCUGGGGUUAUCCAAGUGGUGGGGUGGGAGAAAUCGGAGGUUGGAGGUGUGAAGAUGAACAGGAAGAGUUCCAACACUGCCUUUCUGGAAUUUAUCUAGAGACAUUUGGGUCAAGGGGUUUAUUAGGCAGUCCUCUCUAUAUGUCAACAGUGUACAAAAAAAAAACUUUAUUUUGGUGUCUUUCUAUAUUUCAAGUGCUUUUUUCUUGCUUGUCAGAGAAGAAUCGAGAAAAUGGUGCUGUGCCACCCCUCAGCUCAGCAAACCCUGGUGGCUUUGCUGCCCUCUAUGAACCAGAGAAAGCUGCUGGGACCUUGCAAGGUCUUGGUCAUCUCACGAGCAAUCUCCAGGGACGUGCAAGCAUCUUUGGUGCAUAGCAUCUCUGAAGGGUGUUAGUCUGAAGUCCCACCUCACCCCAAAGGCAGAAAUUGCUUCUGGUACCCAGUGGAUGGGCAGGAAGCUGUGUGCUUGAACCUUUAGGGUCACCCAAGAGAUCUCCAAGUCCUUCCCAACACCUCUACAGAGAUACAGGUGUGGUGCUGAGGUCCUUACAAUUGCCUGGUCUGGUAUUGUCACUCCCAAUACAUCAGAAGCCCUUUCAGUCCAUGGUUGUCUCCCAUCCCAGCUGUACCACAACCUCCCUUAGGUGCUCCAGCAGGCUGUAAAACUCCUGCUCAAGCUGCUCUUGUGUCACCAGACCUGCAGUGAUUUGAAGGACAGGCUUUGGAGACUGAGAAUGGCAGCACCUUUUAGAGAAGGGUAAAAAUGGGAUGUGCGUCUCCCAUUCUCUUCCUCCCCAGGUGGCUCCAUAAAGAAUAGAUGCUACUUUCCAGCAAUAUUCUGGAAAUAUUCUGCCUUAAACCAUGCUAGAGAAGGGCUGGAUCUCAGUUCAGCCAGUGGCUUAGAAGAAUCAUAGAAUGGCUCGGGUUGGAAGGGACCUUAAAAAUCACCUGGUCCCAACCCACUAGAUCAGGUUGGCCAAGGCCCCGUCCAAUCUGGCCUUGAACACCUCCAGAGAAGGGGCAUCCACAGCUUCUCCUUGGCAGGGGAUGGGGCAGGAGAGGAGGAAUGCCUCCUACUCCUCUCUCCCAUGGGUGGGCGAUGCUCAAGGGAUGCAGGGAAAGGGCAUCGGCUCUGUGUCUUCCCCAAGUCCACCUGGAUGCAUGAACCACCAUUGACUCCCAAUGCUCCUGUCCUGUGCCUCUCUCUAUUUGUUGUUCUUUACAUGUUUUGGCUUUUCCCUGGCAGAAGAGGAUGGAAGAUGAAAAGCAGAAGGUUCUCAGCAAAUGUGCUCAGAUGCACAAGUUCUAGGAUGAGAAGGAGGUGUGCUUGCUCUCUCAGCUGGAAAAUCUGCACAUGGAAAUACAGAAAUCGGGGAAAGAAACCCUCACCAGGCUUUCAGAGGAGCUGUCGAGAGUGGACAGGUUGAUUGAGGAGAUGGAGAGGAAAUGCCAGCAGCCAGGAUGUGGAAUCCUGAAGGAUAUCAAAAACAACUUGAGCAGGUAGGUGAUCCUUCUACCAAAACCAAGCAUCAUCCCAGAACAAGUCUGUGGCCAGUGCUGGUGGCUCCCUAUGUGAUCCAAACACUGGAUGAAGCAAAUCAAAGAACGUCUACAAAGGUGGGAGAGAGAGAUGCUCUUACAGACAAUGAAGAUGGAGAGCGGUGAUCCUCUCCCGGAGGCAGAGCCAUGGCUUCGCAGAGCCCCUCGGAGAGCCUGCAAGGUGAAGCCUCCUGUUCCAUCUGCCUGGGCUAUUUCCAGGAGCCCGUCUCCAUCCCCUGUGGCCACAACUUCUGCCGGGAAUGCAUCACCCGCUGCUGGGAAGGGCUGGAGGCCAACUUCUCCUGCCCCCAGUGCAGGCAGACGGCUUCGCACAAAAGUUUCCGUCCCAGCAGGGAGCUGGCCAAGAUCGCCGAAAUCGCCCAGCAGCUGAGCCUGCAGGCAGGCAGAGGAGCAGCGGGGCACGAGGGUUGGUGCCAGCAGCACCAGGAGGCUCUGAAACUCUUCUGCAAGGAGGACCAGCAGCCCAUCUGCACGGUAUGCGACCGGUCCCAAGCUCACCGCUUCCACACCGUGCUCCCCGCCGAAGAGGCUGCCCAAGAGUACAAGGAAGAAAUCCAGGCUCGCCUCCAGCUUUUAAAGGAAGAGAGAGAAAAAUACCUGGAAAGCAGAAAAUCCAGAGCAAGGAAAAACUUGUACUUGGAGAAAACCAAAAACGAAGGGAAGAAGAUAGUGUGUGAAUUCGAGCAGUUGCACCAGUUUUUGAAAGACCAAGAGCGCCUCCUCCUGACCCAGCUGGCAGAUCUGGACCGGGCCAUCUCCAGGGUCCAGGAGGAAGCAGUGGUGAAGGUCUCAGAGGAGAUGGCCCACCUCGACACCCUGAUCUGGGAGAUGGAGGGGAAAUUCCAGCAGCCGGCGAGCAAAUUCCUGCUGGACAUCAGAAGGCUCUUGAAAAGCUGUGAGGUGAUGAAGUUCAACCCUCCAGUGGAGAUUUCCCCCAGUCUGGAAAGAAGACUUGAGGACUUUCUUCAGAAAAAUGUCCUCGUGAGAUGCACGUUAAGGAAAUGCCAAGAUAGCCUGAUGUUUAAAUUGCAAGAGCCAACCAACGUGACCCUGGACCCAGCCACGGCUCACCCCAACCUCCAUCUCUCUGAGGACCAAAAACAAGUCAGGGGUCAACUGGUGCCGCAGGACCUCCCGGACAACCCAGAGAGAUUCGACUUUGAGCCUUGCGUGCUGGGCUGCCAGGGCUUCACCUCGGGGAGGCAUUUUUGGGAGGUGGAGGUGGGACAGGGGGGUGUCUGGGCUCUAGGGGUGGCCCGAGAGACAGCGAAGAGGAAGGGACCCAUGAGCCUCACCCCCAAGGAGGGUAUCUGGGCGCUGGAGGCUUAUCACUCCCUUACAUCCCCCCGUGCCAACGUGCGCCUGAACCAGCUUCCCAGGAGGAUAUGGGUCUCCUUGGACUACGAAGGGGGUCGGGUGGCAUUUUUCAGCUCGGAUGACGGUGCUCCCAUCUUGGUUUAUAGCAGGGCUUCAUUCAAUGGAGAGAGGGUCCUCCCUUGGUUCAAGAUGGGGAUGGGGGCCCGCUUGCAAGAAAUCACCCAAAACUCAUCCUCAGAGGAGCAGUCCAUGACUGGGCAGCUGAUGUCCCCUCUGGAUUGGGUUGGGUUCAGGUCUCCCCUCCGGAUUUCCCAGGACUGGGGAGGAACAGGAAGAGAAAGAUCCAGCCCCAUCAAAGGGAUAAAAACAGGUUUUCUUAGUUUGCUUCAGAAGAAAUUCAGACAGAUAUUAGGUUUUCUGAAGGAAGCGAGAGAAGGUCUCCGAGGAAGGAGAGCUACCCUGGAGUGCAGAAACCUGGAGGAUCUGCUGGAAGACCUGAAAAAUGAGAUUGAGAAGAGGCAAGCAAAAGCCAGCACCAAGCUCUCAGAGGAGAUUUCCCAGCUGGACAGCCUGACAAAAGCACAGGAUAAGAAGAGCCAGCAAUCGGACGUGAAAAGCCUUGUGACCAGGUGUGGGAAAGUGACUUUCCAGUUGCCAGUGAAUGUUUCACCAGAGCCAGAAGAGAGAUUCUGUCAUUUCUCAUGGAGGAGUAGCGCUCUGAAGGAAACCCUGAAGAAGCUUCAAGCCAGCAUCACCCUGGACCCUGACACGGCUCACCCCGACCUCAUCCUCUCUGAGGACCGAAAGAGCGUAAGACGUGGGGAAGCACGGCAGGACCUGCCCGAUAACCCCAAAAGAUUCGACUACUGGCCCUUCGUGUUGGGCUACCAGAGCUUUGCCACCGGGCGGCACUGCUGGGAGGUGGAGGUGGGGGAUGAAGGGGACUGGGCCAUUGGGGUGGCCAAAGAGUCCAUCGCUCGGAAGGGACAACUCAGCCUCUGUCCCAAAGGGGGGAUUUGGGGAGUGGAGAAGUGGGGGGGACAGGUCCGGGCACUAACCACCCACAAGGUGACCCUCCUACCCCUGCGGAUGUUGCCCAGGAGGGUCAGCGUCCACCUGGACUAUGCUGGAGGGACGGUGGCAUUUUUCGACGCUGACGAAGGGGGGCUUAUAUUCAUUUUUUCCCGAGCUUCAUUCACUGGGGAGAGGGUCCGCCCAUGGCUCUGGGUGGUGGGGGCCAGGUCUCAGCUCAGGCUGUGUCCCUGAGACACGAACAUCAGCAUCCCUCCACCUUCCAUUGCCUCGUUGGACAACCGCUUGCUUC
Cygnus atratus (black swan) is the source of this 4447-nucleotide messenger RNA. RefSeq names its product E3 ubiquitin-protein ligase TRIM39-like. Lineage: Eukaryota; Metazoa; Chordata; Aves; Anseriformes; Anatidae. Gene Ontology annotation, molecular function: zinc ion binding; protein binding. The coding region runs from base 1933 to 4389 and encodes 818 amino acids. The transcript has 15 exons. The record is from RefSeq and is a predicted model, not a curated record.